AUGGAAUCUACAACUCUUUACGAGCUAGACAAGCCCGUCCAGCAGAUGAGGGGCACUUGGCAAUGCUGGUGGCUGGCACUGCUCGAAGUAGCCCGAGUCAGCGGCAAGCUCGAGCCGAUUUUCAAGGAGCAAGGCAUGCUUGGCAAGUUCUACGACAAACGCCGAGCUGAGAUUUCUGCUAAACGGACUGGUGGCAAGGAGGUCCCUGACGAGGGCGAGCUACCAGAAGGUCUUAUCGAGAAACACAGUGACUUGAAAUCGUUCUUGCAGAUCAAAACCAAGACUGGCCCGGUGCUGAACUCUGAGAAAACGAAGUUCUUCGUCUAUGGCCCGGAGUGGCAACGAAUGGUCAUGUUCUUUCUGCUUGAAACAUCCGACAAAGCGCCUUGGAACAUGCCUGCGGGUACAGUCAACACCUCUGAUCGUGCCAAGGUACUCGCUCUUCUCCUCCAACGUCUGGGAGUGAAAGGCAUCUCCUUCGGCAAGGAACACAAUGUCACUGGGUUCGAGUUGAGCAAUCGAGUUGACGACCUUGACCAUCAUCAGUACUGGAUCUUGGACAAGGCCAAUUCCGACAAAUCGAUCAGGACAGGGCACUGCAUGGCCGGCAUCGUGGAACGUGUGCCACCACCUGAGCCUGAACACGAGGAAGAGAUGCCGAAACAGCUAGAACCAUUGCAAACGACCAAGUCACAGCCAGCAAAGCCCACAAAGCUAGAACCCAUUGACAAAAAGAAGUUAACGGUGACUCAAACCAAAACGCUAGUGGUGACGAAGAAGCAGCUACCCGAGCCGAAGAAGAGUAGGCAGUCGUCUUCCGACCUGAACGAUUCCUUGAGGCUGAAGAGCGCGGAGGUCGAUCAGCGCGACAUGCGAUGGAGCAGUACGUCGAGCUGGUCUUCGGAUACGGGCGAUUGCAGUGUGCAGCUAUUUCGUUAUUUUGAUUUUGAGCUCAUCAAUCCGUUGAACCCAAUACGUCAGACGAAGAGCUACGGACUCGGAUCGAAGAAGGAAUGA
This is a messenger RNA of Clonostachys solani, 1017 nucleotides long. The record is from the annotation of a GenBank genome assembly. Lineage: Eukaryota; Fungi; Ascomycota; Sordariomycetes; Hypocreales; Bionectriaceae.